This is a messenger RNA of Batrachochytrium dendrobatidis JAM81, 978 nucleotides long. RefSeq lists its product as uncharacterized. NCBI's taxonomy places the organism in Eukaryota, Fungi, Chytridiomycota, Chytridiomycetes, Rhizophydiales. Gene Ontology annotation, biological process: maturation of SSU-rRNA from tricistronic rRNA transcript (SSU-rRNA, 5.8S rRNA, LSU-rRNA). The record is from RefSeq and is a predicted model, not a curated record. Gene Ontology annotation, cellular component: nucleolus. Bases 1 to 978 code for a protein of 325 amino acids. The transcript is spliced from 6 exons.
AUGGACAUUCAAUUUGGUCAUUUGUUUGAAGACAGUCCUAUAGCAAAAGAUUUUAUCAACGAUGUGGACGAGACACGCAACAUUCAAAUGUCGACAGAACAAGAAAAUAUGGAGUUGUCUGAUUAUAAAUCAUUGUUGGGCUCAAAAUUAGUUGUAGAAGACUUGCGUAGUGACGAAGAAUUUGAAGAUGACUGUGAUUUUCCAAGCGAUGAUGAAAGUAUGACGUCAACCAAUGUCGAUUCAGACGAGUCCAUAAAUCAUAAACCUACAUCAACAGCCGAUGAUGUAGCCGUUGUAGUGUUUGAUGACUCCAACAGUGGACGAUCGUCCUUUUCAAAAAACAAAAGUGAAUGGCGUGCAUUCAUGAGCUCAAAAAUUCACAAGGUUGCAGGACGAAGCUUGAGUGGAGCUAAGCCAUCAUCAAAACAACUCACCCAAGAAAAGGAGGAUGAGGAGAAUGAUAGAAAACUAUACGAUUUACUCAAAACGUCAAAGUUGGUAGAGCAGUAUACUUCAUCGGAACUAACAGGAAAAGACCGAGUCAACUAUCAACGAGCUAAGAUGGUUGAGCUUGGCGGCAAGGCGCCAAAACCACCAAAAGUUCCUCUGCCAAUAAGGAUCAGUAUGGCAAAAAAGUCUGAAGAACGUGCUCGCCAAAAAAUUCAAGAAGCAAAAGAUAGUGGUAUGUAUCAUCACACACUCAAAACCCAAAUUACUGGAGGAAAUACCACGAAAAACAGUAAAAAGUCUCGAUUUGGUAAACGUGCCGACGCUGGAAUUGUCGGAUCCAUUGGCCGUAUCAAGGAUGGUGUGAUGCACGUUGCCAAAAAACAUAUUCGAGCUGUGGAGGGUACAUCUAGCCAUAUGGGCGGAGCCAACAAGAAGAGAAAAUUCAACGGAGACUCGUCGAUAAUGGGAUUGGCAUCGCGAGGCAAUGGUGGAAAGAAAAAAACCAAGAUGGUCAAACUUGGAAUAUAG